GCUCAGGUUCUGACACUGCUGUACCUGUCUGAAACAAAAGUGAGCCACUGCUGGUCCGCCCUCAGCCCACCCAGAUUACUGGCCUGCACACAAGAGGUUCUUCGUGCAGAUGAUGGCUAGUGUGAAUCUAGAUCAGGUGCAGAUUGGAGAAAACAAGUACAUCAGCAAGAAGGCUUUACUCUCAAACCUCAAAACCUACAACCUUUACUAUAGAGGAGAGGCUCUGCAGCUGCGCCACAGAGAGGAGGAAGGAGAGCUGAUUAUUGAGGGGCUGCUCAACAUAUUCUGGGGGCUGCGGAGACCAAUCAGAUUACAGAUGCAAGAUGGCAAAGAGCCAAUCAAACCGGCUCCUUUUCUCUCAGGACGUUACGCAAACACAGCAGAGUCUGAAAAACAGAGGAAGAAACUUGUUCCGCCUACUAUUGAGGUCACAGAGCCUGCAGACCAAUCAGAACAAGGUACAGAGACAGCAGGAGAGACAGGUGAGGAGGAGGAGUCUGCACACCUGCAGAGGACAAGGAGUGAUGUGAGUGGGAGGAGACUCGGUGGACGGACAGCACUUGGUAACCAGCGGCGAAUCAGGAGACACAGAUGUUCCUUCAAUGGCCACUACUACAACCACAAGACAGCGGUUUUCACUCCAGCAUUUGGUUCCGUCACAAACGUCCGCAUCAACAGCUCCAUGACGACGGCGCAGGUGCUGCGAGUGCUGCUCAACAAGUUUAAGAUUGAGAACAGUCCUGAGGACUUCAGUCUUUUCCUCCUGCACACCAGUGGAGAGCGGGUGCAGCUGAAGCGAGGUGACCACCCGCUGUCCAUUCGGGUUCUGCAGGGUCCAUGUGAACAAGUCAGCAAGAUCUUUCUCAUGGAGGUUGACCAGGUGGAGGAGGUCACCUACGACGUGGCGCAGUACAUCAAGCUGGAGAUCCCUGUGCUGCAGAGCUUCAUUGAUAAGCUGAUGGAGGAAGAGCUCAGAGAGAUGGAGAAACUCAAACAGAGGUACAGUGAUCUGCGCAGUAUGAUUCAGAUGCACAUGAAGCGGUUGGCGGAUAAGGCCGUUUGCUAGCAAAAAGGACAUCAUUUACAUCUCUUUUCAUCUCUCUCACAUCUCUAGAACAUUCGGUCUGUUCUAAUGUCACUUAAAGUCAGCCAGAAUGAUAACUUCUGAAGCUGUCCAGUCCCCGGCCCGCAUUUACCUCAACUGUAGUCCAUCAGCCAACACAUGUCUGGUGUCUGAGGUUCUUGAGGAAGACUUGUAGCUCGUAUGGGCCUCUAUUGUUUUAGCACUGAAGCUACAAGGCUAAUGUAACUAACAAGUAAUGGGAGCCAAUUAGCAUGUUGCUAACUGAAAGUCUAAGCUUGUUAGCACUAGCAUUAGCCUCGUAGUUCCUAGCAGUGCUGAAACUAAAGAAGCAAACUUCAGACACCAUACACGUCUUGGCCGAUUGACUACAUUUAAGACGAGGGCUGUGCAAAUUUUAUAUUUUGCCCAAAAAGUGAAAAUCCGCUCAGUGAAGUAUCACUCAAAUACAUUUUUGCCUCUGCUUCAGCCAUUUUCUAAUUUUACCCCAGAAUACAGUCGUUCUCAAACUACUACUCCAAACAGAAGCUGGUACAGAUUUAUAAAUACAUUUGAAUAAAUAUUUUUCUUACAGAUGUAUAAAAAUAUAUAUGCAUAAAUGUAUUCCUUACAAAUGUAUGACUAUAUUUGCCUAAAUAUAAUUUACAUAUGUGUAAAUAUAUUUCUUCAGUUGAUAAAUAUUUUUGCAGUGUAUAUUUCUUAGAGACAUAUGAAUAUAUUUGGAUAGUUACAUUUCUCUGAGAUUUGUACAUUUAUUGGCAUUAGCAUAUUUUUUAGUGCCUGUUUAUUAGCACCUAAUAAUGUGAAGAGUAAUUGUGUUGACUGUGUUAUGCUGUAAAUGGUCAUGUAUGUCUUUUUGCCUAUGGUACAAUAAGAGCACUUGUUAAUAAAAUGUUUUUAUCAUUUUU
Molecule: messenger RNA, 1989 nt
Organism: Pygocentrus nattereri (red-bellied piranha)
Lineage: Eukaryota; Metazoa; Chordata; Actinopteri; Characiformes; Serrasalmidae
Gene: rassf2b
Product: Ras association domain family member 2b
Exons: 11
Coding region: 110-1066 (318 amino acids)
Biological process (GO): signal transduction; positive regulation of protein kinase activity; positive regulation of JNK cascade
Cellular component (GO): nucleus; cytoplasm
Source: RefSeq, a predicted model, not a curated record